AUGGUUUUAGAUUAUGCAAAAGAUGGAAGUUUACGAAAUUAUUUAGAUAAAGAAUAUGGUAAUCUUAAUUGGAAUAAAAAGUUUGAUUAUUUACGACAUAUUAUAACUGGACUUGAAUGUAUUCAUGAAAAGGAAUUAAACCAUCGAGAUUUGCAUAUUGGAAAUAUAUUAAAGCUUAAAUAUAAAACUGCCAUAACUGAUAUGGGAUUAUGUAAACCUGCAAAUUAUAAUGCAUUAGAAAAUGCAGAAAACAGCGUAUAUGGUGUUUUACCUUAUAUAGCUCCUGAAAUUUUAAGAAGACAAAAUUAUACCAAAGCUGCUGAUAUUUACAGUUUUGGUAUAAUAAUGUAUGAAUUAAUUUCUGGAUUGCCCCCAUAUUAUGAUUUAAAACAUGAUAAUAAUUUAGCUAUAAAAAUUUGUAAUGGACUUAGGCCAAGGUUUAACAUUAAAGUACCACAAUUAAUUGUGCAUUUAAUUAAAAGAUGCUUGGAUGCCAAUCCAUUAAAUCGACCAAUAGCAAAAGAAAUAACCAAUAAUUUACGAAGAUGGCAAAAUGAAUCAAACGAUAAACAAAUAAUAGAGUUACAAGCACAAAUUAAGGAAGCAGAUGAAAUAAACAACAAUUCAUUAAAUAGCAUUAUACCUUCAUCUAAUUUAGGGAUAUCAUAUAACACACAUGCAGAAGCUAUUUAUACAAGUAGAUUACUCGAUUUUAAUAAUCUUCCAGAACCAAAAAAUUCCGACGAUUAUUAUAAACAAAAUGAUGAUAUAAUAAGCAAGGAAUAUUCAGAAUCGUUACAACUUAACUUUUCUCAAUUGAAUAUUAAUAAGAGUGAAUCAUGUCAAAUCGAUAUUUCUCAGUUGAAUAUUAACGAGAAUGAAUCAUGUCAAAUCAAUAUUUCUCAAUUGAAUAUUAACGAUAAUGAAUCAUGUCAAAUCAAUAUUUCUCAGUUAAAUAUUAAUGAGAAUGAAUCUUCUCAAAUCAAUGUUUUUCGAUUGAAUGAUAAUGGAGAUAGUCAAAAUAGCAAAUCGGGAAGUAAAAGAAAAAAUUAUUUCUUAAGUCAAAAUAACGAAUCUGAGAGUGAAAGAAAAAAAAAUAGAAUAGAAUAAAGUUAUAAUUAUGUAUAUCCUUAUUUAGUUUUAUGCUGCUAUACCGAGUUUAAUUAUAAAAUUAUUAUUUUUUUUCAAAAAAAUUUGCCAUUAUAAUUUAAAAUUCUGCUUAACAUCG
Messenger RNA from Rhizophagus irregularis DAOM 181602=DAOM 197198, 1228 nucleotides. Lineage: Eukaryota; Fungi; Glomeromycota; Glomeromycetes; Glomerales; Glomeraceae. The record is from RefSeq and is a predicted model, not a curated record.